UCAGUCACCGAUUUGAUCCCCCCCCCCAGCCAAAGUGAUGUCUGGCCGCCCAGAGAGCAGAUCCAACUCUUGCAGUAGCCGCUCAAAUAAUCCCAACAACCCGUCCUUGUCGGCUCGAACUCCAGGCUGGACCCAAGGCUCCAAGGACACCCACGAGGUCAAGGGCUCCCGCCUCCGCACCCCCAGUAGCUCAGACUUCAGCUCCUGCAGCAGCCACUCAGAGCCUUCGUUGAGUGUCAUCUCCCCCAAACUCCUCAAGGGGGGAGUGUGCAUGGGCCGGCCCUACAACUCCAAGUGCGUGGAGUCAAGUCAAUUGGAGAAAGGCUCCAAGGUGGCCAGGAAGACCUCUUACCAGCCCUCUGAGGGCAGCCCCAGCUGCUUGCUCUGCUCAGAACGGCCUUUGGGCCCCACCGGCUCCAGCUUCUUGGACCAGCUCAUCAAAGGCAUCAACUACCUGGACCGAUCUACCAACGCCUUCUACAGCAACUGCCCCAAAACGCUGAGCCUGCCGCGGCUUGCUGCCAGCUACCUGGAACGAGCUGCCAACUCCCUCUACCUGGACCACAUGGAACGCACUUCAGCCCGAAGUUACUCCGCCCCCAGCGGCAGCCUGCACGCCAGGGAYGGCUCCAAAAACAGCACCUGCAUGGUGUCAUCCACUAGGGGCGCCAACGAGCUGCAGUGUCUGGCCRGCUCCACCAACCAGAGCUGUCCCCACCAGCAUCAUGGCCACAACUUGACUUCCAUGCGGCAGAGGCCAGGCAUCAAGUUGACGGAGCUCCCCUUGUUUGGCAAUGGGCUUUUCUCCUUAGAUCGUCUGCCCAAGUUCUGGGAAGCCAUCCGCUCYGGCUGGAGUGCCCCUGAGCCCGCCUCCAAACCUUCCAACUGGUGGUAA
This is a messenger RNA of Urocitellus parryii (Arctic ground squirrel), 895 nucleotides long. RefSeq lists its product as uncharacterized. NCBI's taxonomy places the organism in Eukaryota, Metazoa, Chordata, Mammalia, Rodentia, Sciuridae. The record is from RefSeq and is a predicted model, not a curated record.